Messenger RNA from Stylophora pistillata, 1718 nucleotides. Its product is annotated as melatonin receptor type 1C-like. Gene Ontology annotation, biological process: G protein-coupled receptor signaling pathway. Gene Ontology annotation, molecular function: G protein-coupled receptor activity. Lineage: Eukaryota; Metazoa; Cnidaria; Anthozoa; Scleractinia; Pocilloporidae. Gene Ontology annotation, cellular component: membrane. The record is from RefSeq and is a predicted model, not a curated record.
GUUAUCGAAUACUAAGCGGCGAAUGUUAACGCCUCAUUAGGAUCAGAACAACUUAUACUCGAAAGAUGAAGUGAUUAAUGUAAUAGAAAUGUCAGAAGAAUUCACCUCGCCGCGAAAUUCGUACCACAGUAUUGGAACAAUUAUUGUCGAAGUCUCAGUUUGUGCUCUGAUUGAUGGGUUGGCUCUCUUCGGAAACGUGUUGGUAUCUCUGGCAGUGAUUCGCAGCCCAAAGCUGCGCACUUCAACAAACAUGUUUAUACUUGCGUUAGCCAUCGCGGAUAUUCUUAUGGCAUUAAUCUGCAUCCCUAUAACUUGCGGGAUACUUUUCUCAGAAGCCUGGAUCGACACGAGUGUUCUUUGUGAUAUUCAGGGAUUUGCUAUCCUCGCGCUGGCCUUCAUGUCAAUAGGCACUUUGGCGCUAACGGCUAUUAACCGGUUCUUUCGAGUUGUGAAACCUGUUAUCUACAAACGCUUCUUCACCAAAAGAAAUUCUUUGCUUCUAAUUUGGACGCUGUGGUUUUUGAUCAUCACCUUUUACGCAAGUUUGCUUCUGAGCAGAGCGAGUUACAUCCGUUACGAACCCAGUUAUGCAGUUUGCGCAGUUGCGCAUAGAUUUAUGCAAACGUUGGUGGAAUUUGUGUUUGUUGUUGUGGCUUUCAUAGUUAUUGUUGUGAGUUACACACUUGUGUUCAACAGAGUACGAAGACAUCAUAUUUUGGUUGUUUCGUCUCUAGUGCGCCAACAGCGGAAUUUGAGUAUCUCUGUGGAAGAAAUUAAAAUUUCGAAGCUUCUUUUUAUGACUGUGCUCGCAUUUGCCAUUUGUUGGAUUCCAAGUUUAAUAAUUAUCACAAUGGACCGUGCGUCACCUGACACCACUCCCCCUAGACGACGGACUCUGUUAUGCACUUACCUUAACUAUCUCAGCGUGGCCUUGAACCCUCUCAUAUACGGCGUCAUGAAUCGUUCCUUCAGAGCAGAAUAUAAGAGAAUUCUUCUCUGUCGUAAGAACCAGGUUGACGUGCCUCCCAAUGGUAACAUGAGUCUUAAGUCAUUUACAAACACUGCACGCGCAGCAGUGAUCUGGAAAAGAGCUACAGAGAACAAGACAGAAGCGGCAAAAAUCGCGUUCGCGUCACGCAACCAAGAUAACUGUAAAAAAACGUCACGCGAAGAAAAAGAGGAUCCUUUUCUGCAGCGCUUACGGAGAUCUUCAGGUUGUUCUGGGGCAGUCUCGUUUUCGCAUAUUUCUCGUACUUCUACACCAACUUUACAAUGAAGAUAGUUCAUAGAGAAAAAGAUUGUAAAGCGUUGCGUGACAAAAACUAGUAUAAAGCCGUGGUUGCCUCGCCACCCGCACUCUUCAAAGAAAAUUGUAAUUCGAAAUAACACAAUUUUAUUUUUAUUUUUUCGUUUCUAUGAAUUGUGUUUACAAGUGUUCACUUUACCUGUCUUUGACCCAAACUCAACCCCAAACACACGGUAAAUAAGGUUUACGAACUUAAGCAAUUGUUACAAAAAGAUUACAAAUCACACUAUUAAAUAUUGUAUGGCAAGAGAAAAGGUUUUUAACCAUAACCAGUUAGUUAACAUUAGUCGUGGGACCUUUAGUUAACAAAUAAAAUAGCUAUAAUAUUUCCUUAAAUGAGAUAACAACAACAACUGAUCAAACUCCGGCUCGUAACGAAAGCGGAACUACAGUUUCACGGUUUGCAACUCCC